This is a messenger RNA of Ananas comosus (pineapple), 1141 nucleotides long. RefSeq names its product cytidine deaminase 1-like. NCBI's taxonomy places the organism in Eukaryota, Viridiplantae, Streptophyta, Magnoliopsida, Poales, Bromeliaceae. Gene Ontology annotation, molecular function: zinc ion binding; cytidine deaminase activity. The annotation marks the transcript as partial. The transcript is spliced from 2 exons. Gene Ontology annotation, cellular component: cytosol. The record is from RefSeq and is a predicted model, not a curated record.
UCUCGGUUCCCGGUGGGCGCGGUGGGGCUGGGAUCGAGCGGGCGCGUGUACGUGGGCGUGAACCUGGAGUUCCCGGGGCUCCCCCUCCACCACUCGGUGCACGCGGAGCAGUUCCUGGUGGCGAACGCCGCGGCGGCGGGGGAGGCGGGGAUCCGGUGCAUCGCCGUGUCGCACAUGCCCUGCGGCCACUGUCGCCAGUUCCUCCAGGAGCUCCGCGCGGCGCCGGAGAUCCGGAUCCUCGUCACCUCCGACGGCCCCGCGGCGGCGUUCCGGCCCCUCUCCGCGCUGCUCCCGCGGCCCUUCGGCCCCCCCGACCUCCUCCACAAGGACGUGCCCCUCCUCCUCGAGCCCCACGACAACGACCUCGGCCCCGCCGCCAUUGCCGCCGCGGAGGACGGCGUCGAGGGGGCGGCGGACGAGAGGCUGAGGGCGGCGGCGGAGGCGGCUGCGAGGGCGGCGUACGCGCCGUACAGCGGGUGCGCGGCGGGGUUCGCGGUGGCGGACGCGGCGGGGAGGGUGCACGCGGGGGCCUACGCGGAGUCGGCGGCGUACAACCCCAGCCUGGGGCCGGUGCAGGCGGCGAUGGUGGCCAUGACGGCGGCGGAGGCGGAGCGAGGCGGAGGUGGGGCGGCGGCGCUCGUGGAGAAGGAGGGGCGGGCGGUGUCGCACGAGGCCACGGCGAGGAUCUUCCUCGCCGCGGUGGCCCCGAGGGCCCACCUGCGCGUCUACCGCUUUCGACGUCCGAUCAAGCCUAGACGGGACAGAUCUGCCGAUUCUACUUGCCCACUGGAUGAGGGAAAUGGACGGUGGGGUUUGGAAGAUUUAUCUGCAUUGUGAAGACGAGGAUGUUUUGGCUGGUUUGCUCUGGUGGAUUCUUCAGGCAUAAUGUUGUUAUUGUUAUUAUUAUUAUUAUUAUUAUUAUUAUGUUGGCAAACAAUCACGGGCUUCAGAUAUGUGGUGUGGAUAAUUUGAUGGGGAAUUUCUUUUCUGUCUAAUGGAUCAUUUUGAUGAGGAGGUUCUUCAAUUUUUUUUCUUUUUUUUUCUUCUAUAUGGUCAUUUAAUUCUCCAUUUCAGAUGCUUGGCUGGCCUGUUACUGUAUUAUCUUUUUUUCUAUAUAUAUUUUUUUGUUUGGUUUAUAUAA